This is a messenger RNA of Anguilla anguilla (European eel), 2502 nucleotides long. RefSeq names its product LHFPL tetraspan subfamily member 5 protein-like. The record is from RefSeq and is a predicted model, not a curated record. NCBI's taxonomy places the organism in Eukaryota, Metazoa, Chordata, Actinopteri, Anguilliformes, Anguillidae. Gene Ontology annotation, cellular component: plasma membrane. Gene Ontology annotation, biological process: sensory perception of sound; detection of mechanical stimulus involved in sensory perception. The coding region runs from base 399 to 1058 and encodes 219 amino acids. The transcript has 4 exons.
UCAAUGUCCAUAUCUACUUGUUCUGUGCAUAAUAACGAAAAAAACUCUGUUACUGUUCAUGACCGUUUGCGCUGUAAACUGCACGCUGCCCCCUAAAUCGCGCGAAGAUCAUUUACUUCUGCUCGCGGACCUUCCCGAAAGAGCACUUGUCAAAGACACGUCAUCAAUCCCGGGACGGCGCUGUCCGUGGUUCUGAGUUACUGACUGACAUAUUGGUGGUUGAUUUCGUCAGUGAAUUUGGCGCGAGCUGAACGGGGUAGUGUGAGCAACCAACAGAUGGACAGCAAGUAUUUAGAGCGGAUUAGCGCAUGCUGCUACUCAUCCUUCUAACGUCAUGUCGCGUCUGCCUGAUCUCGCCUAGUCGUCUGGCUUUUAGUCUCCAAUAACCACUUGCCAAGAUGGAGAAAAUGCUACCUGCCCAGGAGGCUGCCAAAAUUUACCACACCAACUAUGUGAGAAACUCUAGAGCGAUCGGUGUGCUCUGGGCAAUAUUCACUAUCUGCUUUGCGAUCAUCACCGUGGUGGUGUUCAUUCAGCCUUACUGGAUCGGGGACAGCGUCAACACCCCCCAAGCCGGCUACUUUGGCCUCUUCUACUACUGUAUCGGCAACGCGCUGACCUCCGAGCUGAUAUGUAAGGGCAGUGUUCUGGACUUCGCCUCCAUCCCGUCGGGAGCCUUCAGGACUGCCAUGUUCUUCGUCGGGACGUCGAUGCUGCUCGUUGUGGGAUGCAUCGUCUGCUUCAGCCUCUUCAUGUUCUGUAACGCCGGGAGCGUCUACAAGAUAUGCGCGUGGAUGCAACUUGCCUCGGCUGUUACCAUGGUGAUGGGCUGCAUGAUCUACCCGGACGGCUGGGACUCUGCGGAGGUGAAGCGGAUGUGCGGGGAGCGCACGGACAAGUACACGCUGGGGAACUGCACGGUGCGCUGGGCCUACAUCCUGGCCAUCAUCAGCAUCCUGGACGCCCUGGUGCUGUCCUUCCUGGCCUUCGUGCUGGGGAACCGCCAGGACAAGCUCCUGCCCGAGGACUUUGAGCUGGAAGGCGCUGAAAACCCUUGAGCCCCUCCCGGUCUAGAGGCAGCGUGGAACCUGGAGGUCUGUCGUCAUAGCAACGACCCUGCAGAAUUCCGGCCGCCUUGCACUGCACCAGUGUCAGCCGGGCGGGGUCGUGAACAGGCAGCCCAGACCCCUGUCCUCCUGAGGGGCUGAGUGAAGCGUUUAAACUUUACCCUCCAUACGCCAGACUGCUUCAUCCGUUUCGCAGAAAGGCAGCCGAUUCCCUAAGGCCCGUUUCCUUAAGCGAACUGCGAUUCAGGUCCAACUCUGUGCCUUUCAACCUCUGGACAGCGUUUUUUUAAAAUGUUGUGGUCCACAGACCUCCCCCUUACAGUGUGCUGUAUUCAUUCCAUUUCUAAAGGGGACACUGCAUUUGUACAUGUCACCUGUUUUUAUUUAUGGCAACAGUGUGUGGUAGAGUUUACUUUUUCCAUUGUGUCAGCGUGCAUUACCCCAGUGAAACAACCCAUCAGAAAACCGCUUCAGUAUAAAGUACAGUACAGUUGAGGCUUCGCAAGAACAAUUUUACCCAGUUUACAUGUUGUAUUUUGAUCCGUCCACCAUUUGAAGUUUGCAGUUGCUCAGAAACCCGACUCACUGCAUCCCGCAACCGAAACGCAUCUCUUCAGCUCAGCUGCGUGUUGCUACUCCAUUGAGGGGGUGCAGCUGCCCCAGUAAAGCUAAAGGUCUUAUUUCUGUAAAUUGUUCUGGGACAAGACAGGGAUAUCUAAAAGGUUAGUAUGUUACACUCCCGGUCACCCGAAUUUUGCUUUCAGUGCAGAAACCUAUUUACCAUCAAACUGAUUUUCAGGUAUGGUUUCCCUGCAACCAACCUGUAAAUUCAGGAGUCCAACAAGCUUUAGUCAAUGAGAGAUGUGAUUACAUUUGGUACACAAUGAGCCCCUAUAUCCCACUCAUCUUAUACAACAUAUGAACACACAAGAGAAUUAUAAAUGGACAGAACAGCUCUUCAGUGAACUAAUUUGUUGUUUUCUAUGCCUGCUUUAUGCCAGUUCAUACCAGGACCAUAGACCGUAGACCGGGACAUAAUGUAAGAGGUCAAAGGGUGAUUCAUCCGUUUGAAGUACAGUCCAUGUUCCUCAAGUACACUUACAUUCUGAGCCCCAGUCAUCUCUUGAAGGGCUAGAUCAUUGUGAUGUGAAGCUGCAGAAUGUGAGCACUGCCCCCUUGUGUCUGCUUGUGUUAUUGUCCUGAAGUCUACUGAAGACUGUAAAUAAUAGAAAGUGUGCUUAAAGGUCAUUAUGAUAUAAGGACAUGGUCAUUGUUUAUGUGAAGAUGGAAAAGCCAUCAGUGUGUUAUUACCGAUUGUAAUUAUUGUCGAUUGUUCUGUAAAUUGCAAUGCCUGCACAAUCUGUCACCAAAAACUGUCCAGUGACUAAUAAUGUUUUGUGUAUAAUGGAAAACAAUAAAAUAGAGAGACCCCCCA